Molecule: messenger RNA, 972 nt
Organism: Paramecium sonneborni
Lineage: Eukaryota; Ciliophora; Oligohymenophorea; Peniculida; Parameciidae
Source: the annotation of a GenBank genome assembly
UAUGUAAUAAUAAUCAAAAAAGUUUACAAUACGUCGAUCUACUGUGAUUUAAAAACCCAAAAUUGAAACAAGUAAAAUAUCAUUUACAAUUCUAAGUUUCAUAAAAACCUGUUUGCAAGAUUCCUCAAUAAACUCCUAGUUAAUAAACUUAAUUAGAAAAUACUUCAAAUCUAUUUAAGUAAAUAUAUAAGAUAUUUAAUCAUUUUUAGUAAAGAAGAAUAUAAAUAAUUGUAAUAUGAAAAUGAACAACUAAAAAAAUAACUCAAAGACAAAUCUUAAGAGUUUGAUAAAAAAUUAUCAAUCAUAAAUGAGGUAUAAUGAUAAUAAUUCUUAUAAAAGUUAACAAAAUAAUUAGAAAAAGAACUUAAGAAAAGAGAAGAGGAGAUUGAUUAUUUUAUUCAAAAGAUUGAAAAUAAGGAUAAGGAGAUAAAAUAAUAAAAAGAAUAAAUUGUGAAAUUAAAAAGUAAGAAGAAAGAUUACAAAAAGAAAUGUCAAGAAUUGUAAUAAUAACAGUAAUAGAAUUCACAUGACCCACUUCAACAACUAUUAGAAAUGAGAGCACUUCUUCUAUAAUUCCGAUUAACAGCACAAGUGUUACCACUUCUAUAAUAAUAAAAUAGAUUAAGACAAUAUUAAACUUAAGUAAUUGAUGUAGAUAAUAUGACUUAUGAAUAAUUAAUAUCACUAGAAGAAUAAAUGGGGUAGAUUAUUAUUUAUGAAUUAUAAUUAGAACUGUAUCUAAUGGAAUAGCUAGAGAAGAUAUUAGAAGAAUACGUAAGAGAGUAAUUCAAUAAAGUGACAAUAUCUAAGGAGUAUGCCCAGUUUGUUAAUGCAACAUGGAAGUAGGAGAGAAAUACAGAAAAUUGGGUUGUAAUCAUUAUUACCAUGCAAAAUGUAUCAAAAGUUGGUUAUUGUAACACAAUAAUUGUCCCGUUUGCAAACAGACUGUUGUAAUUGCUAUUUGAUUAUUAA